AUGGCGUGGGCCAACAGCGAUCUCUCGGUGCUUGUCCAUGCAACCACAUGGGUGAUGCUCUUCCUAUCGACUGUCUUCCUCGCCCUCCGAGUCUACAGUCGGCUUCGAAAUACCGGAAUUGGGCUCCAAACAGACGACUGGGUGCUCGUUGCAGGAUGGUUCUUCUUGCUUCUAGCGUCAGCAAACGUGUCCUGGUUGAUGGCUGUGUUUCUUAUUCGAGGAAACCUGCUGAAGAUCACUAUUGCCCGAACGCACCAUAACCUUCAAUCUGUCGCUCUAGGGCUGACGAAGACAUCGUUUGGAAUCACACUGUUGCGGUUGAUGCCCGGGGGUUGGGAAGCAAAGCUCAUAUGGGGCGUUAUCAUUACGAUGAACCUGCAAUUUGCGAUACAUAUCAUCGCAACAUGGCAGGCUAUCUGCGGUGCACCAGACCUAGGACAUAUCGGAGGGGAUAGGUGCUGGCGAUUAGACCAGUCGGUAGCUUUCACUGUCUUCAGUGCAUUAUACUCGGCGAUUUGCGACAUUGCUCUUGCUCUUUUACCAUGGAAGAUGAUCUUCAACCUACAAAUGAAACAGUCAGAGAGAAUAAGUGUGGCCGUGGCUUUAAGUAUGGGGAUCCUAGCAGGUGUUACAGGGGCUAUGAAAGCUGUCCAGGGCUACAUGCUGAUCAACGUGAGAUCUCCUGAUUAUCUACACAACCAAGCAGUCUACUGGGUAUGGUCUAUGGCAGAACCGAACGUCACUAUUAUCUCAGCAUCCAUACCAGUUCUCCGUGGUUUCGUCCGCCAGGUCCGGAAACGAACAGAGUCCUCGCCGGGAGCCGGAGCAUACGUCAAGACAGGGGAUACAAGCGGAAGAUUUUAUAAUCGGAGUACUGUGACGGCGACAAGAGCAGAGCCGAGAGAUCAGGAUGCUUCGAGUGACAGCAGCAUACUGGUUUCGGGCCAGCAAGGAAGCAAUACUAGUGGAAGAGGCGGUAUCACAUGGACUACUGAGGUGAGCGUUGAAUACACACCUCGACCUCAAACCGGACAUCACAAUGGAUCCAUAGAGACAGACAUUUCAAAGAGCGUAGGCGAGUUCGAGAUGAAGCCUAUAGAUCGCCGGAAAGGCAGCACAUAG
Messenger RNA from Colletotrichum tamarilloi, 1122 nucleotides. RefSeq lists its product as uncharacterized. The transcript has 4 exons. The record is from RefSeq and is a predicted model, not a curated record. Bases 1 to 1122 code for a protein of 373 amino acids. NCBI's taxonomy places the organism in Eukaryota, Fungi, Ascomycota, Sordariomycetes, Glomerellales, Glomerellaceae.